This is a messenger RNA of Trichosurus vulpecula (common brushtail), 2584 nucleotides long. It is a transcript of the gene HAUS2, whose product is annotated as HAUS augmin like complex subunit 2. Bases 76 to 726 code for a protein of 216 amino acids. The transcript is spliced from 6 exons. Gene Ontology annotation, biological process: microtubule nucleation; spindle assembly; centrosome cycle. Gene Ontology annotation, cellular component: HAUS complex; centrosome; mitotic spindle microtubule. The record is from RefSeq and is a predicted model, not a curated record. NCBI's taxonomy places the organism in Eukaryota, Metazoa, Chordata, Mammalia, Diprotodontia, Phalangeridae.
CCCCUGCGCGCGCGCGCAGUGGCUACACCUCGUUUCUGUCCGGCCUUCCGGCAGCGAAAGACCGCUGGAGGAGGCAUGGCGGCUGCCAACCCUUGGGUCCCGGAGACCUCCCCAACCGCCGCGGGGCUACUGUUGGCCGAAUGCGUAGCCUCGGGUCUCGUCACUCAGGAGACACUAGAUUCAUGUAAGAGUCCUGCUCCAUUUUUUGUAAAUUUCUCCAGAAUCAAACAGAUUAAAGAUAUGGAAGCUGAAAUCAGACAGAAGACCUUGGAAAUUGAACUCUUAACACUAGAAAAGGAUACAGCAGAUGUUGUAGAUCCUUUCUUUCUAGCUCAAAAGUGUGAGACUCUGCAAAGCAUGAAUCAGCACUUGGAGACUGUACUGAAGGAGAAGAGGGCCCUCCGACAUCGACUGAUGAAGCCCCUGUGCCAGGAGAACUUGCCUAUAGAGGCCAUUUACCACAGGUAUGUGGUACAAUUGCUGGAGCUGGCAGUGAUUUUCAUUGAGAAACUAGAAGCCCAUAUUGAGGCCAUACGAAACAUUCCUUGUUUAAACUCUAGUGUGAAAAAUAUGGAUAGGGCUUUGACAAAAAUGAGUGUCUUGGAGGGAGAGACAGAAGAACUGAUAGAAAAUAUACUGAAAUGGAAAGAGCAACAAAAGCAAAUUUCUUCUUCUAUCACCAAAAUAUUUUCUGGCGAUCUUUUCAAAAAAAGCAUGAGACUGUAAUCCCUCAUCUACCUUUCUAAUCCAGAACUCAGGGCCUGCUGAUAGUUGAUGCCAAGUGACCACCAACUAUUUUAUUUUUCUUUACUUAUGUGUAUGACUGUUGGCCAUUCAUAGUUGACUAUAAUGAGAGAAUUUAUAGACUGGCUUGCUAAUUGUAUUCAUGAAACCUCUUUUUUCUUAGUUUUAUUUGGGGUUGACCAUGACCAACGUUGAUUUUACUUCUUUUUUUCCAUGUAAAUGGAAUAAGAGGUAUUAACAUGAAGAAGAGUGCAUUUCAUUCUUACUGGCAGCACCUGAACAUGGCAAGACAGCAAUUACAUAUGCAUUUAUAUACAAGUUACUAUGCUCACAACAGGCCAUCCAAAAUAGUAAAAAUCUUUACAAACAAAAAGCUCCAGAAUUAGGAAAGCUCCUUGAAUCUGACAUGGCCUGUACUGCUUUUGGAUCUGACUCACGGGUCAUCAGCAACCUCUUAGUCCUUGAGGGAGAAGAAGAAAGGCUGAGUAGGUUGGCAAUUGGCCCUGGCAGGUCUAAAGGGAUAGUAAUCAAGGAAGAAAAGGAACUAGAAACAAGUGAGACCAAGAGAAAAGGGAGAAGAAAGAGGUGUGGACGGUGGGAAGUGGUGCCAAGAAUUGUUUCAGACUACAUGCAGUCCUACUAGUGCCAUAACUGUCCUCUUGUAUUUUUGGUUUUCUUUUUUAUUAAAUAAAAAAGAAUUGAUGUGCUUCUGCUGCUCUGAUGUCUGCCUUUGUAUCUCAGCACCACUACCCAUGUAUGCAGAAGAUUCCAUUUUUAAAUAUGCUGACUUUAUGUAGGUUCACAAUACCUCCUUGUAGCAUAGGACUUUACUACACAAUGUAAUGUAUGAAGUAAUUAGCUAUUGAACCCAGUCCCUUUUUGGAAAAAUUUUCCUGGUAAAUUAAUGAGCAGUCACAUGUUGAAAUGAUGGUUUUGAUCAUAAUUAUUUCUGUUGUUACUCAUCUUAAAACUAUCAGUGGGAUGGGACUGGUCUCUAACCCAUGGGUGGCUGGAGCCACAUAGAGCAGGCUAGAGACAGGAAAGUCAGGAAUCAAGCAGAAGUUUAAUUUUGAAGUGAGGGAAAAGGCUUCCAAGCAAGGAGGCAAUUUAGACCCAUGUGCUGGGGCCUUGCUCCUAGUGGGGGGACCCAGGGCAGCGUGGGGAGAUCUCAAUGUUACACCAAUGGCUAUGCAGUGAGCUGUAGCCAUGACAAUGAGAGUUAACAGCAAUAAAGAUACAAGUUUGAUUCAUAGCAGGGCUUCAUGACCCAAACGUGGUACUUGUCUGAGCUCAGAGAACACCUGCUGCUAGUUAAAGCAAUACAAUAAUGAUGUGAUUUUGCCAGAGGGCGAAUGCAAAGGAUUGUUGCUAUGCCAAGCUCAGGGCACAGCCUGCUUGCUGGGCCUUAGCUCACGUCCUCUAAUAUCUUGACUAAACAAAACCCAUUAUCUCCAGAAAUACCUCAGCAUCGGUCUUUGUGUCUGACUAUCACUGUAAGGAUUUUUCUCAAUGCGAUCGAGAUUUAUUGUUAGCUGAUUUUUAUGUCUAUCCUUUGCAUAUGUUUCCAUAUGCCUAUUCUUUUGUUUUUAAAUUUUUUUAUUACUACGAACUUAAUAAAGUCAACAAAUAUGAACAUUUCUCUAUACAAAGAAGAACAGAAAAAGAGAAAAGCAUAUAAAAUUGUAAAUCUCUACUCUGUACAGUAAUUGUGAGCUCUCUUCAUUAGUUUGUCAUCUCCUUUAGGGCAGGGACUUAUUUUUGUGUUUCUUUGUAUCCUCAGAGCUUAGUACUGUGUCUGGCAUAUAGUAAGUGCCUAAUAAAUGCUUCUCAACUUGAUUGU